GCGCUGUCUGAUGAGUAACCACUAACCAGUGGUUUUUGCGGAGGUUUCCAUUUCUCUGUCAAGACAUGUUCGUUCUAGAGGCGAUUUUCUCUUUCUAGUAUCUUUUUACACACCAACAUCCUAUAAAAUGGCGAGCGAGGUGGAUGAUACCCUCAAAAGGAUACAAUCACAUAAAGGUGUCAUGGGCUUUAUAGUGAUCAACAACGAGGGGGUGCCAAUCAAAACCACCUUGGACAAUACAACAACGGUACAGUAUGCGGCAUUGAUCACCCAGCUUUGCGAGAAGGCGAGGAGUGCGGUAAGAGACCUCGACCCGACUAAUGAUCUCACAUUUCUAAGGAUGAGAUCGAAAAAACACGAGAUUAUGGUUGCUCCAGACAAAGACUUCAUGUUGAUUGUUGUGCAAGCACCAACGGAGUAACAGCUUUUAUAUUAUUAGUAUUUUUAACAAGGUUAUAAGCUGCUUUAAUAUCUUAAAUAUAAUAAACACUUUUUUAAUUAUUUUUUUGUAAGCGUAUAUUACUAAAUAUAAGUUACAGUACAGCAGUACUUAAUUUUCUUGCACAAUUUUUGUAAAUAAUUUAAUCAUUAUCUACUAUAAUGUACUAUAUAAUCUAGUGAAUAAAUAAAUUAUAUUAA
Messenger RNA from Cimex lectularius (bed bug), 639 nucleotides. It is a transcript of the gene robl, whose product is annotated as dynein light chain roadblock-type 2. The record is from RefSeq and is a predicted model, not a curated record. Gene Ontology annotation, cellular component: cytoplasm; centrosome; cytoplasmic dynein complex. The transcript has 4 exons. Gene Ontology annotation, biological process: microtubule-based movement. The coding region runs from base 128 to 421 and encodes 97 amino acids. Lineage: Eukaryota; Metazoa; Arthropoda; Insecta; Hemiptera; Cimicidae. Gene Ontology annotation, molecular function: dynein intermediate chain binding.